AUGUUGCUGCCAAGUGUUUGGCUUUUGGCUGCUUUGUGCCUGGCGCAAGGUGAAAUAGUGUUGGCCAUUGUUGGCGGUCAGAAUGCAGCGGCAGGUGAAACGCCCUAUCAGGCAUCGCUGCAAACUUUGACGGGCAGUCAUUUGUGUGGCGGCGCUAUCAUAGCUGAGACUUGGAUAUUAACGGCUGCACACUGCGUUGCCGGCUGGCCAGAAGAUCGACUACAAGUAGCAGUAGGCAGUCUGCGCUAUACGGAGCCAGGCGCUGUGCAACAAGUGGCAGCUAUAUAUGUGCAUCCCUACUACGACCAGCCCAAAUAUCAAAAUGAUAUAGCGCUGCUGCAGCUGAAUCAAAGCAUUGUCUACAACGAACUGACGCAGGCAGUGCCGCUUGCUCAGGAGUCUUGGCCUGCGGGCAGCAAGGAUUUGAUUUUCAGCGGCUGGGGCAGACAAUCUGCAAGUGGCACGUAUCCAACAUUGCUGCAACUCAUGCAGCAGACACACAUAGACUUGCAGCAGUGCGCUGAGCGUUUGUCUGACUAUCCAGAUGUGCAGCUGGGCGUGAAUCAGCUUUGCGUCUUUCGAGAACUCAACAUUGGCGCUUGUCACGGCGAUACAGGCGGCCCUUUAGUUUAUCAGGGUAAGCUUGUGGGCAUACUCAACUUUUUGGUGCCCUGUGCACAGGGUGUGCCGGACAUAUUCAUGAAUGUGCGCUACUACAGAGAUUGGAUUAGACAAGUGCGCAGCGGCAACAACAAAUGUGCGCAAGUGCGGCAGCAAAUUAUUAACUAA
Molecule: messenger RNA, 789 nt
Organism: Drosophila busckii
Lineage: Eukaryota; Metazoa; Arthropoda; Insecta; Diptera; Drosophilidae
Product: chymotrypsin-2
Exons: 1
Coding region: 1-789 (262 amino acids)
Biological process (GO): proteolysis
Molecular function (GO): serine-type endopeptidase activity
Source: RefSeq, a predicted model, not a curated record